CUAAAACACAGAAGAGGUCUGCCAAUGUAAAUGAAAGAAAGGAUAGAGUUAAGCAGGCUCUAAUUCCUAAAACAAUAACGGUUGAUUUUGUUAGUAACGAGAAUGGAUUGACAAAGAAUGACCUAUUUUUUUUUGUUAGGGUCAGUUUGGGUUUGGUUUUUUCCCUCAGUUUGUUUCUGAGAAUUGGGCCAAAAGAAAAAGAAGAAAAUUGGUAUUUGCUUUAUUGAAGCUGCAAUUGACGGUUGUGCAAUAUUAAGCUGUGUCAAUCAGGCAAAUAAAGGAAAAAACCCUGACAUAAAAAUGGCUUGCUUCAGUUGCAUUUCACUCUCUCUUAGGUUCCAAGCCUGGAAAAUGCAGCUUUUGUUACUAGUCAGCUUUCUGUUUUUCUGCAGUCCCCAAGUCUGGGCAAGAGAGAGGCACUACUAUAUUGGGAUUGUUGAAAUAGCUUGGAACUAUGCUCCCAUCAGUGAUGAGAAGAAAUCGAAUUUUGAAGACUUAGAACCUGAAUCCCAAUUUUAUCUUCAAAGAGGGCCAGACAGAAUAGGAAGUACAUAUAAGAAAGCCAGUUAUGUUCAGUAUACUGACAACCUCUUCACAAGGACAAUUGAAAAACCAUCUUGGUUGGGGUAUGUUGGCCCUAUUAUUCGGGCAGAGACUGGAGACAAAAUUAUCGUGCAUGUAAGAAACUUUGCUUCCCGAGCCUACACUUUCCAUGCACAUGGGGUGACCUACUAUAAAGACCAUGAAGGUGCUGUCUAUCCUGACAAUACCACGGGCCUGCUCACGGACGAUGACAAAAUACAACCAGGAGGGCAAUAUACGUAUGAAUUACUUGCCGAUGAAAACCAAGCCCCUGGUUUUGGGGACAGUAAUUGUAUGUCCAGGAUUUACCACUCACAUAUAGACGCCCCAAGAGACAUCGCCUCUGGACUCAUUGGCCCUUUGAUAGUCUGCAAAAAAGAUACAUUGGAUGAUGAGAAGGAAAAAAAUAUUGAUAAAGAGUUUGUCGCGAUGUUUUCUGUGGUGGAUGAAAAUAUGAGUUGGUAUUUAGAGGAGAACAUUAAGACCUACUGCUCCAGAGAAGUUGAAAAAGACAAGGAAGAUUUCCAAGAAAGCAAUCAGAUGUACUCUAUAAAUGGCUAUGCCUUUGGAAGCCUCCCAGGGUUCACCAUGUGUGCAGAAGACAAGGUGAAGUGGUACCUUUUUGGCAUGGGUAAUGAAAUUGAUGUGCAUGCUGCUUUUUUCCACGGGCAAGUAUUGACUAAUCAGAAUCAUCGAGUUGAUACUAUCAAUCUAUUUCCUGCCACGCUGGUUGACGCCUUAAUGGUGGCAAAGAACCCCGGAGAAUGGCUGCUGAGCUGUCAGAAUUUCAACCAUCUGAAAGCUGGUUUGAAGGCCUUUUUCCAGGUGCAGGAUUGCAAAAAAACUUCAACUGAUAAUGUUGAUGGGCAAAAUAUUAGGCAUUACUACAUUGCAGCUGAAGAAAUCAUUUGGAAUUACGCCCCUUCUGGUAAAGACUUAGACACGCCUGGAAGCUCCUCGGAGGUAUUUUUCAAACAAGGAGCUGACAGAAUUGGAGGAAUUUAUAAAAAGCUGGUUUUCCGUGAGUACAGAGAUGCUGACUUCACCCGCCUCAAAGACAGACUCCCUGAAGAGGAACAUCUGGGCAUCCUAGGUCCCGUCAUUAAGACAGAAGUUGGAGAUACCAUCAAAGUUACUUUCUUUAAUAAGAGUCCCUUUCCCCUCAGCAUUCAACCAACUGGUGUGAGAUUCAACAAGCAUAAUGAAGGAUCCCGUUACAAUUCACUCCAUAGAGGCAUUGCUUCUACUCCUCCUCCUUCCUCACACGUGGCACCCAAAACAAAGUUUACCUAUGAAUGGACUGUCCCAGAUGGAGUGGGACCCACAUACAGUGAUCCCAACUGUUUAACCAAGAUGUACUACUCUGGGGUAAAUCCCAUUAAAGAUAUGUUUACUGGGCUUGUCGGUCCUCUCAUCAUAUGUAGAAAAGGAAGUUUGAAUUCUAAUGGUAGACAGACAGGUGUAGAUAAGGAGUUCUAUUUGUUCCCCUUAGUAUUCGAUGAGAAUGAAAGCCUGUACUUGGAUGAAAAUAUCAAAAUGUUUACAAAAGAACCUGACCGGGUGGAUAAAGAAGAUGCUGAUUUUCAAGAAUCCAAUAAGAUGCACUCUAUGAAUGGAUUCAUGUACUGGAAUCAGCCUGGCCUUCACAUGUGCCUAGGAGAUACGGUCUCAUGGCAUUUAUUCAGUGCUGGAAAUGAGGCUGAUAUACAUGGGAUAUACUUCACAGGAAACACAUUCCUCUCUAAAGGAGAACGGAAGGACACAGCAAACCUUUUCCCUCAGACGUCUCUUACACUCCUUAUGACACCUGACUCUGCAGGACUUUUUGAUGUUGAGUGCCUAACAACAGACCAUUACACAGGAGGCAUGAAACAGAAAUAUCAAGUAACGCAGUGUGAGAAGUCUACAGCUGACACAACACUCUAUCUACAUCAGAAAGUCUACUACAUUGCUGCUGAGGAGGUGGAAUGGGAUUAUUCCCCAAGCAGGCACUGGGAAGAAGGAUUGCAUAAUUUACAAGAACAGCACAAUGUUUCCAAUGCAUUUUUAGAUAAAGGAGAACUCUUCAUAGGUUCAAAGUACAAGAAAGCUGUGUAUCGUCAAUACACUGAUAGCACAUUCAGUACUCCAACAGAGAGAAAAGAAGAGGAGGAACAUUUGGGAAUUCUAGGUCCACAACUUUUUGGAUAUGUUGGUGGCAAAGUUAUAAUUGUCUUUAAAAAUAUGGCUUCAAGACCUUACUCAAUACAUGCCCAUGGGGUAAAAACCUCUAAUUCUGUGGUAGUUCCAACAAAACCAGGUGAGAUGCAAACUUAUACCUGGGAAAUCCCUCUAAGAUCUGGUGCUGGAAUAGAAGAUUCCCCUUGCAUUCCCUGGGCUUACUAUUCAACCGUAGAUCAAGUGAAGGAUCUCUACAGUGGAUUAAUUGGUCCUCUGAUUAUUUGCCGCCGACAUCAAAAACCUGUAUUUGGAGCCAUAAAGAAACUCCAGUUUUCUCUCCUAUUUUUAGUUUUUGAUGAAAAUGAAUCUUGGUAUUUAGAUGAAAAUAUCCAAAUUUACUCUGCUGACCCAGAAAAAGUAAACAAGGAAGAUGAAGAUUUUAUAGAAAGCAACAAAAUGCAUGCAAUUAAUGGACGAAUGUUUGGAAAUUUACAUGGCCUGACAAUGCAUACUGGAGAUGAAGUCAACUGGUAUCUCUUGGCCAUGGGAAAUGAAAUUGACCUGCAUAGUGUGCAUUUCCAUGGACACAGCUUUGAGUAUAAGCUUGGAGGAGUUUAUCGCUCAGAUGUCUUUGACCUCUUCCCUGGUACUUUCCAAACGAUAGAAAUGCGUCCAAAUGUGCCUGGAACUUGGCUGCUUCACUGUCAUGUGGCUGACCACAUUCAUGCUGGAAUGGAAACUACCUACACUGUCCUUAAAAAUGAAGGAUCGUCUCACACUCACAGGAGGAUAAAAGAUAUGAAAUAUCCACUUCUCAUACUCCUAACAGUCUUUUUCCAGCUAUCAAUCACAGCACGACCCUGAGAAUAAGAUACGCUAUACAUCACUUGAGCAAUCGGCCAUCCAACUGCACGUUACGCUCUGGACGACAGGCAUUACCAGCUACUUAAUUUUCUCUCUAUGGAUCGCCAGCUCUAUCUCUGAUCAACAUUUAUGGAUCGCAUCAUACCAAUGUGAAAUUUGAUUUAAUCAAGGCAAUGCCAUCUGCAAACAGGUAUCCAGAGGGCCUUUAAAUAUAUUGGGAAUUCUUCUUGCACUGGGACCCUGCACACUCCAGACAUCUUCACGUCACACCGCCAUGAUCCUCGCUCUGCCUACCAACUCCAAGCAUGCGACCACUCCAGCUCCUGCCAGGGACCCUGAUCUCCUGACUGAUGAGAUUUCUGACCCACCACCCUGCCCUACAGCCGUCUUCAGACCAUGCUGCUGCAUGCCCUUCCCGCCAACCCCAAACCUCUUUCCCCCUCUACUCUGGGGAAACAAUCCCAUCAUGCUUUACAACAGAGACGGAAGUGUUUAGAUUAUAAGCUCCUUGAAGGCAGGGGCUGUCUUUUGCCUCUUUUUGUAUCCUCGGCGCUUAGCACAGUGCCUGGCACACAGUAGGCACUUAAUAAAUGUUUACUGAAUUGAAAAAUAUUUGGACACUCCAAAUGUGGUGGUUUCGUAGUCCCUGGUGUUAAACCUAGAUCAUCCAUCCAGAAGAAUGCGAGCUCUUUGAGGGCAAGGUCCAUUUCUCAUUUUGUCCCCAGAACAGUGCUUUUAUACACAGUAGACAGUUAACAACGUGUGUCUGUGGAAUCAAAUCACAAGGACACCGAAUAAGUAAUCUGUUCCACUUUCCACCUACGCCUUGGGCUCCUGCCAGUGACAGAAGCCUUGGAUGGACUGAUGUUCUGACUUUUGUUCCUCCAAAUGAGGGAGAGUUUUGGCAACAACUCUUCAGUUGCUUAGAUGUGUGAAGCAUAGAACAGCAAAGUAACAAAAACAAAUUAUCAAAUUAGGAAGUGCAAGGUGAAAACUAAGACUACAUUCUCAGGCAGCAGGCCACGGCCAGAGAUUUUUGUCAAACAAAGUUAUUCACUAUGGAAUGUACCUUCAUAAGAAAAGAAAUGCUAUAAUUACCUGUAAUUUAGAAAGGUCUUCUGCAUAAUUUUGAUUAGGUAAGGAGUCUGAUGAGGUUAAGAAGGUAACCCAAGGAUAAAUUAAGCCAUAAUGACUACAGGAGUUUAUCUGAAAAGGAAAAUAAAUUUCCUAUUAAGACAGAAAAAAAAUAAACCACCUCACAAAAUGA
Molecule: messenger RNA, 4873 nt
Organism: Phascolarctos cinereus (koala)
Lineage: Eukaryota; Metazoa; Chordata; Mammalia; Diprotodontia; Phascolarctidae
Product: ceruloplasmin-like
Biological process (GO): iron ion transport
Cellular component (GO): plasma membrane
Molecular function (GO): oxidoreductase activity; copper ion binding
Source: RefSeq, a predicted model, not a curated record